Puccinia graminis f. sp. tritici CRL 75-36-700-3 is the source of this 2925-nucleotide messenger RNA. RefSeq lists its product as uncharacterized. NCBI's taxonomy places the organism in Eukaryota, Fungi, Basidiomycota, Pucciniomycetes, Pucciniales, Pucciniaceae. The coding region runs from base 1 to 2925 and encodes 974 amino acids. The transcript has 4 exons. The record is from RefSeq and is a predicted model, not a curated record.
AUGUCUCAAGAAAUACCAUCGAUGUCGCAAUCUAAAGAAACACCAUCGAUGUCGCAAUCUCAAGAAACACCAUCGAUGUCGCAACAGACACCAUCCUCGUCAUCAACCAAAUAUGUAUCGGAGGAAGUCAAACUCAAGCGAGUAUCCGACCUCCUUGAAUCACUAAAUUGGGAACCGAAGAGCUACAUCGAUCAUUUUUUGAAUGCCACAUCGGAUGCCUCGAUAUACAAGCGACGAUUCUGGGGAUGUUCAAGCUGGACCGGGACCAGGAGGCUGCUAGAAUCGAUCAAACGUGUCGUUGGAAAGACCGACAGAGGGAAACUAUCCUGGGAGGAUUUUAUACUCGAUGAGGCUUCUAUGAUCAUCUGCAAGCAGAAGCCCAAGACUGGUUAUUCUCCGGAUGGCGCAUACUACAGCUCAAAAAAAUUGAACAGGCUGUUUUUCACCGAAGAGGCGCGGUUGGAGCGUGCAGAAACAAUCAAGGAAUCAAUGCCUUUUCUGUACAACCUGCUCAUGAGAAAACUAGCUAGACCAGAUACCAAUGAUGAUUCUGAUGACGAAGAAGAGAAGAGCGAUGAUGGUGUUGACCUUGCGCCUUUGGAAGAGUCUGUCCCUGAACCUGACGAACCGCAUGUACCUGUCCUUGAGUCCGAUUCUGACACCUUGACCGAACUAGACCCCAAUGCAAAAAUCCCAAUUGCUUUGUCUGAGGACGAUGUGAUGGAAAUUGAACACAAUAUACUACGCCCAAGUACUGACCCCAAAAUACGAAAACACAAGCAAAAUGAAGACAUGUCUAGAACAAUUUGCUCAAUGGUGACGUACGGACGAAACCGGCGCCAUAAUGGAUUUCAACUGACAAAUGGCUUGCUUUUCAUAGCCUGCGGGGUCACUGAACGCGUGAACCGAUACCUGAAUUACAUUGGUAUUACUUGUUGCCGAAGGACUGCCCACCUUGGGCUAGCAUCACUUGGAAAAGAGACAGAGGAAACCCUUAAGACAAGAUCCUCUGACCCCAACUCAAAGAUCUUCCCCCCAUCAAUCUGCAUCGACAACUUAGAUUUUCAGCAAUCCAUCCAUACCAAGUCAGUAGGCCACAUGAGCACAAUGUUUCACGGCACGUGGGGGUACAUCCAUCGCCUAUCAUCCAGCUUUUUCAACAGUCUAGACCAUACGGAGUUGUCUCUUGCCUCGUUAAAACAGGCUCUCAAGAAAAGCAUCAAUCUCACAGUCGAACCACGUCACUUUGCUUCAACCUUCACCAGCGAUGAACAUUUUAAGUCAACCCUGAAAUCUCAACUCACAAGCUCUUUCCUGCGUUACAUUGGCUCCUCAAGUGGCAAGGGACCGUCCCUUCAAGAUCACCCACCACCAGUUCGACCAAUCAAAGCGGAUAAACCCAACCUGACGAUGUUGAAGCUCAUGAUGGCUUCAGACAACUCAUCUGAAGGCAUUGGCAAUGUCUUUAAAGGUCUUACUGAACAAACUGGCCUCACUCCUGAGCAAUUUUCGAAUCAACUCCAACUUGUGGAGGGUGACCUGGGGACUGGUAUGAACAUCCUGAGUCUUCGCGAGCUUCGAAUUCCUGCCAGCUAUUCAAAAACAAGCCUUGCAAACCUUCUCGCCAUCCCUGGCGCAGCUCACACCAUGUGGAACUUUUCUCAGUCAAUAUUCCUACAUCACUGGGGCGACCAGACCAAUCGAAAAGAUACUGGCGCAUGGCGAGUCCUCAAGUCCCUUGGAAUACCAGCAGACAAACCCGUAACCAAGAUGGAUUUCACCCUCAUGAUCUCAAACAUGGAGAAGAUACAUGAUGCUGAUUUGAUCUAUUGCAUGUUAGUUGUCAUGGGGAAAGAAUGUGAAAACCUUCCCACAAAGCUUCCCACCAUGUCUCCAUUGUACAUCCAGGGAAUCGUCGAUCAAACUUACAAUCGCUUCUUAUCAGGCGAGGCAAUGGAGACCGCUGUCGAAAAACACCAGACCAAACUGAUCAAUCUCCUUUUGCGGCUCCGGGACUUUGCAACUGUCACUGAAGUCAAUCGUGCAAGCAAAGCAGGCAAUACAGGCCGUCUACUUUUCAUGUGGAAACAAUGGGCUGUGAUGGGACAAGGAUUGAAGAAACUUGUCCAUUAUUCUCGUCACCUCCCGCAGCUGAUCCUCCUAAUUGAAGUCAUCCUCCCAAAGUCCCUAGCAAAAGUAAUUGAAAAUAGCCUCCUAUUGUGUCCUUCUGGCAGGGAAGCACACUUUGUAGCCACAGACUUCUACCUAGAAGUUCAGAACUUCUGGCUCAAGUAUUUCUACAACCACUCCGGCAUUGGCACUGUCAUCCAGCGCUUGAGGGAUGUUUUUUCCAUCAAUAUCCCAAUUCUCAAAGACCUUAUGCAUACACUCAAUGUUCAGUCAGGCAUGAAUGUGAUUCAACAAUCACACAAAAAUCGAAUUACAAACCUCUCAAUCAACAACUUCAUCAGCUUUGCAAGACAGCACAACAUCUGUUCAGCUGAAGAUAAGCCUGAUGAAUUUGUCCCAAUCUUAAUUUCUGAUAUCUACGAAGAAGGCAUUGCAACAAUCAAAAAUAAUUACGCAAACCGGAAAGGGGGACUCGAUCAACUGAAGCCAGUCUACAUGUUUGAUCCUGAGAUUGAUAAUGGUGAUUCUGACGGUACAAAUAAGUCCAACAAGUCUGAGGAUACCAACGAGUCUGAGGAUACCGACGAAUCUGAGGAUACCAACGAGUCUGAGGAUACCGACGAGUCCAAGGAUACCGACAAGUCUGAGGAUACUGGCGAGUCUGAGGAUACCAACGAGUCCAAGGAUACCGACGAGUCUGAGGAUACUGAUGAUUCCAAUGAUUCAGAAUCAGGUGAUUCUUUCUUCUUGACCUUCUCUAGCUCUUUUCUCCUUGGCUUCGGCGGCUCGAGCUAG